This is a messenger RNA of Vicugna pacos (alpaca), 2119 nucleotides long. Lineage: Eukaryota; Metazoa; Chordata; Mammalia; Artiodactyla; Camelidae. The record is from RefSeq and is a predicted model, not a curated record.
AUGGACUGCUGGUCUUUUGCAGUUGAUUUACGGGACAGGUCGCGAGUCGCGGGGAGGGAAACCGCGAAAGGAGGCUACGUGGGAAGCGCAGACCGGGAAACCGAGCCCCGAGAGCCGGCUGACCCACCCGCGCGCCGCCCCGCCCGCGCCCACGAGCCGCGCCGUGCCCAGGCGUGCCCGCCCUGCCCCCGCCGCGGGCGGUCCCCGCUCCAGCCGCCCGCCCGCCCUCCCGCCAUCCGGCCGGCCCCCCUCCCGGGCGCCGUGCCCGUCCCCAAGGCGGCUCGUCACCGCCGCGAGGCCAAUGGGCUGGGCCGCGCGGCCGCGCGCACUCGCACCCGCUCGCUCCGAGUCCCUCCCGCGCUCUCCCCGGCGCUGCUCUCCGGCCCUCGCCCAGCCCGCCGCCGCCGCCGCCGUCGGAGCCGCCAUGCAGCCCCCGCGCGCCUCGUUCCUCCCGCUGCUGCUGCUGCUGCUCGCGGCGCCCGGCUCCGCGCUGCCUCCUCGGUCCGGCCGCUCGGCGCCCGGCGCCGCCGGGUGUCCGGAGCGCUGCGAGCCCUCGCGCUGCACAGCGGCCCCAGUGACGUGCGGGACUUUCAGGCUGAUUUCAGACUUAAGCCGGCUGCCUUGGCCACAAGCGAUGCCUUUCUCCUGCUGGGAGAAAGUAGUCAAAGUUCAGUGGAAGAGGAGGAAGCACUGUGUUUCUCCGCUGUCCUGGCUCCUUUCAGUGCAGCCUGCCUGCUGCUCUUUCUCCCCCUCCGCUGGGCUGGACUUCUCCUCUGCCUUCAAGGGCAGGAAGAUCCGAACAGUUUGCGCCAUAAAUACAACUUUAUUGCCGACGUGGUGGAGAAGAUUGCUCCUGCCGUGGUUCACAUCGAACUGUUUCGCAAGCUCCCUUUUUCUAAGAGGGAGGUGCCGGUGGCCAGUGGGUCUGGGUUUAUCGUGUCUGAAGAUGGACUGAUUGUAACAAAUGCCCACGUGGUGACCAACAAGCAUCGGGUCAAAGUUGAGCUGAAGAACGGUGCCACCUAUGAAGCCAAAAUCAAAGAUGUGGAUGAGAAGGCAGACAUUGCACUGAUCAAAAUUGACCACCAGGGAAAGCUGCCCGUGCUACUGCUUGGCCGCUCCUCCGAGCUGCGGCCGGGAGAGUUCGUGGUCGCCAUCGGAAGCCCGUUUUCCCUUCAAAACACAGUCACCACUGGGAUUGUCAGCACCACCCAGCGCGGCGGCAAAGAGCUGGGGCUCCGGAACUCGGACAUGGACUACAUCCAGACUGAUGCCAUCAUCAAUUAUGGAAACUCUGGAGGCCCAUUAGUAAACCUGGACGGUGAAGUGAUUGGAAUUAACACACUGAAAGUGACCGCUGGAAUCUCCUUUGCGAUCCCAUCUGAUAAGAUUAAAAAGUUCCUAACGGAAUCCCACGACCGACAAGCCAAAGGCAAAGCCAUCACCAAGAAGAAGUAUAUUGGCAUCCGAAUGAUGUCUCUCACAUCCAGCAAAGCCAAAGAGCUGAAGGACCGCCACCGAGACUUCCCAGAUGUGCUUUCAGGAGCGUAUAUCAUUGAAGUAAUUCCUGACACCCCCGCAGAAGCGGGUGGGCUCAAGGAAAAUGAUGUCAUAAUCAGCAUCAAUGGACAGUCGGUGGUCUCUGCCAAUGACGUCAGUGACGUCAUUAAGAAGGAAAGCACCCUCAACAUGGUUGUCCGCAGGGGCAAUGAAGACAUUAUGAUCACCGUGAUUCCCGAAGAAAUUGACCCGUAGGCAGAGGCAUGAGCUGGACUUCAUGUUUCCCUCAAAGACUCUCCAGGGGACGCUGCACGAUGACUCUGGGCUGGUGGCACCGGGUGCCCAAGACUUUUGACCGCCAUGUUGCUUGUUCAGCAGAAACACUCUGGCCAACGAAUCCUUCUUGAUAGUUCGCAGGCAAAGCAAAUGUAAUGUUGUAGCCCCGCAGACAGAAGCUCGCCCUUCUGUAUCCUAUGUACGCAGUGUGCUUUUUCUUGCCAGCUUGGACUGUUCCUGCUUGGACAGUCAGCAUUUGUCUCCUUUAACUGAGUCGUCAUCUUAGUCCAACUAAGGCUGUUGCUAUAACGUGUAGAUGAGAGGACGGUCCCAUGGGAGCCAG